AUGGCGCCGUACAACGAGGACGUGGAACUCAGUGCGAUCAAGAUCAAGGAAGACUCCCUCACCCUCGGGAGCAGCUAUAGCAUGCGGCGGGAACCCAUCUACGACCCGAGCCCCGCGCCGGGUGUCUUGAGCCGCGUGCUCGAGAGCUUCAGGCGCGCGCCCUCGCAAAUGUCCGAUGGCAGCAUCCACAGGCCAAAGAGCAACUCAUCUCUGGACCUCGAGCCCGGCCACGAGAGGGUGCUGAACGGCGUGCACUACUACGAUAUCCGACUCGCCAACCUACAGACCUCGCACUCCCUCCUCUCGCGAAAGCUCAAGGGCCGGCAUUUGCAGAUGAUUGCCAUUGGCGGUUCCAUCGGCACGGGACUGUUCGUGGCUUCUGGACAGGCGCUCGAGGUGGGCGGGCCGGCGUCAUUACUGAUCGCUUUUUCGCUCGUGGGCGCAAUGUUGUACUGCACAUGUCAGGCGUUGGGGGAGUUGGCUGUUGCUUUCCCCGUUGCGGGUUCGUUCUCGGCAUACUCCACGCGAUUUCUGGACCCAUCGUGGGGUUUUGCCAUGGGUUGGAACUAUGCACUGCAAUGGCUUAUUGUACUACCUCUCGAAAUCAUUGCGGCUGCAAUCACAAUAACGUACUGGCAAGAGGGCAUAACCAAGGCUUACUUUGUCACCAUCUUCCUUAUUGGUAUCGUCGCUAUCAAUCUCUUUGGUAUUAAAGGGUAUGGCGAAGCCGAGUUCAUAUUCUCAAUUAUCAAGAUCAUUGCGGUGAUUGGCUUCAUCUUACUAGGGAUCGUUCUCAACUGCGGCGGGACUCCAGACUCGGGCUAUAUUGGCGGUCGCUUCUGGCAAACACCGGGGGCAUUCCACAAUGGCUUCAAAGGCCUCUGUAGCGUCUUUGUCACCGCUGCCUUUGCUUUCGCCGGUACUGAGCUGGUCGGUCUGGCAGCGGCCGAAGCGGCGAACCCUCGCAAAUCCCUCCCAACCGCCAUCAAGCAGGUGUUCUGGCGCAUUACCCUAUUUUACGUCGUGGCCCUUACUCUGAUUGGGCUUCUUGUGCCCUACGACGAGGCCCGUCUCCUCGGUGCUUCCUCCUCCGCCGAUGCGACCGCUUCCCCCUUUGUCAUUGCCAUCGAGAACGCCCAGAUUGAUAUUCUGCCCUCCGUCAUGAACGCCGUCAUCCUCAUCGCCGUCCUUUCCGUCGGUAACUCUGCCGUCUUCGGUUCCUCUCGGACCCUCGCCGCGCUGGCGGACCAGCACCAGGCCCCGCGUUUCCUCUCGUACGUCGACCGUAAAGGUCGCCCUCUGACGGCCAUCGGCGUCGCGUCUGCCGUCGGUCUCCUCGCCUACCUCGCCGACUUGAAGCAGCAAGACCAGGUCCUCGACUGGCUCCUCGCCAUCUCGGGCCUGUCAUCCAUCUUCACCUGGGCUUCCAUCUGCCUCUGCCACAUCCGCUUCCGCCACGCCUGGGCCCGUAAAGGCCACGGCCUGCACGAGCUCGCUUUCCGCUCCCAGGUCGGCAUCAUCGGCUCGUGGUGCGGCCUCAUCAUGAACGUCCUCGUGCUCAUCGCCCAGUUCUGGGUCGGUGCUUUCCCCGUCGGCUGGGAGACUUGGGACGCCGAGUCCGUCGCGAAGAAUUUCUUUUUGCGGUACGCCGCGUUCCCCAUCGUGGCCAUCAUGUACGUCGCGCACAAGUUUUACUUCCGGACCGUCUUUAUCCGUAUCGAGGACAUGGACGUCACUACGGGCCGAAGAGACUUUAACCUUGGUAUCCUGGUUGCCCAGGAGCAGGAGGAGAGGCGGUCGUGGCCUAGGUGGAAGCGCGUGUACAAGUUUUUGUGUUGA
Molecule: messenger RNA, 1839 nt
Organism: Colletotrichum lupini
Lineage: Eukaryota; Fungi; Ascomycota; Sordariomycetes; Glomerellales; Glomerellaceae
Product: amino acid permease
Exons: 3
Coding region: 1-1839 (612 amino acids)
Biological process (GO): amino acid transmembrane transport
Cellular component (GO): membrane
Molecular function (GO): amino acid transmembrane transporter activity
Source: RefSeq, a predicted model, not a curated record